CCUCUGCCGGCCUGUGCAGACCUGCAGGCGGCAUCCGCAGCCCCGCCGGGCCACUAACACACCCAGCAGCAGGGCGUGAGCAGGCAGCGGAGCAGCGCGGCGAGGCUCAGCCGCUCAAGGACGCCCGGCGCAGAGCUCAGCCCCAGCGCUCGCCCGGCGUCCCAGCUGCGGGACCCAGACGUCCGCCCGCCGGGAGCAGGACGCUCGACCCACUGGCCUGGGACAGCGCUGCGCCAUGGCAGAGCUGCCCGGCUGCUGCCGUCCCUGUGCCACCUGCCUGCUGUGCCUCUACAGCUGCCGAUGGAUCGGCGCCAAGAAGGAGAAGAGGCAGGGCCUGAGGACCACCAAGUGCGACUGCAGCUGGUUCCUCUUCCUCUUCUGCGUCUUCCUUUUCACGCUGGUGUGGCUGUACUUUGCCAUUGUCAUCCUCAAUGAUUUCCACAACUUCAAUGAGUUCAUCUUCAAGCAGAGGAAGCUGUGGCUCGACUGGUCCCUGAUCCUGCUCAUAGCAACGGCAGUGCUGAUCACCUACUCGGCCGUGCUGCUGGUCCUGGCUUUGUGCUUGCAGCUCUGCGGACAGCCCUUGAAGCUGCACUGGGUGCACAAGAGCCUGCUGAUCAUAACCGCCCUCGUGGUGGCUGCGGCCUUCACAGGGCUGGGAAUAAAGUGGGCGGAGGAGUGGAGAAGCGCCCGCAUCUCCCUGCAGGCAACGGGUCCCUUCCUGCACCUUGGCAUCAUGGGGGGAAUGACGCUCCUUGCCUGGCCGCUGGCCAGCUUCUUCUACCGCAGCCGCAACACAGGUCUCAAGGUGUUCCUGCUGCUCGUGUACUGUGCAGUGAUGAUCGCUGUGUAUCUGGCUCCCCUGGUGAUUACCUCCCCCUGCAUCAUGGAGGAGAACCAGCUGCCCCCCAAGCCAGCGCUGGUGGGCCACCGAGGGGCCCCCAUGCUGGCACCCGAGAACACCCUCAUGUCGCUGCACAAGGCGGUGGGCUGUGACGUGCAAGUCUUUGAGACGGACGUCAUGGUGAGUGCUGAUGGGGUCCCAUUCCUCAUGCAUGAUGAGAAACUCAUCAGGACCACCAACGUGCAGGCUGUGUUCCCCGAGAGGGCCUCGCUCAACAGCACCGCCUUCAACUGGACAGACCUGCAGCAGCUGGAUGCUGGCAGCUGGUUCCUGGAGCGGAAGCCGUUUUCCACUGUGCAGAGUCUUUCUGCUGGUGACCGCAACCAGGCGAGUAAGCAGAAGAUCCCAUCCCUGGAAGAGGUGCUGGAGGCAGCCAAGCAGAGCAAUAUCUCCAUCAUGUUUGACCUCCGGCCGGAGAACCACACUGAUUACCAGAGCUUUGUCAAUGCCACACUGGACGCGAUCUUGCAGUCGGGCAUCGCACUACAGCAGAUCCUCUGGCUGCCAGAUGGGUUCAGGGAACAGGUCAAGCAGCAAGUCCCAGGCGUUCAGCAGGUUUAUGGCCGGAAGAGACUCCAGAAUGAGAAGGAGCCACUGCUGCAUGUUAAUCUGCCCUACCAGGACAUGAGCUCUGAGGAGAUCAGGCAGUACCGCCAGGACAACAUCUCCGUCAACUUGUAUGUGGUGAACCAGCCCUGGCUCUUCUCUGUGCUGUGGUGUGCUGGGGUGAGCUCUGUCACGACCAACGCCUGCCAGGUGCUGAAGGAGAUGAAACACCCCAUCUGGCUGCUUCCCAGCAGCACAUACCUCAUGAUCUGGAUCGUUGCAGACUGUGUCUCCUUCCUCAUGAUCCUCUGGGCCUUCCUCCUGGUGAAGAGAUGCUCCAGGAGAAGACAGCCGGCAGAGUCCGAGACGGAUGUGCUGCUCACCAAGAUCAACAGCCUGAUGCAAGAGUGACCCCUCUGGCCUGCAUCAGCCGUGGGGAGGGGCCGCUGGAGACGUGCCCGGCUCGAGGGGGGAGCGCUCCCCUGGCCAGCUUCAAGGCUCCUUUCCUUUGCAGACUCCUGAGCUUCCCCUUCCCCCUAGCCCUCCUGGUUCCCGGUGCGGUGCAGACCUGGCCUGGAGCGGGGUUCCCUGGUCCCUCUAGCACAGAGGGGACAGUGCCUAUGCAGGGAUUUCCUGGUGCUGGCUUGUGCCCUGGGGUUUGAGCGCUUGUCCAGCAGUGCUGGGGCUGAGACCUCGGCCCUGGGGCUCUGCUUCGAAGGCUAGCGGGGAUUCGAGUCCCUGCUGGUGCAGGGGUAUGGCAGUGUCUGCCUGUCACCAGCAGCCGUGCAGCCCGUUACGGGGGCUGUGGUGACCUGUUUAGUGGGAAACCUAGUUUAAUGUGCUGCUCCCCUGGAGCAUGGGGGACUGGAAGGGAGCUGCAGGGGAGGGGGCUUUUUAGAAGACAGGUAGGGCUGGACAUGGAGCAGAGCCCCUCCAAACCCGGUGCUGGGUGCUGGAGUCCUGCUCUCACUGCCGCCUUCAUGCUUGUGGGCUGGGGUGCCAGCACCCAUCCCCGCAGCGCCCGUGGAGCUGGGGCUGGGCUGGGUGAGACCUGCCUGUCCUGGAGCAGAACGCGUGUCCUGGGGCCCAGCCCCGGCUGAGCCACGGUCCCGCUCCUGCCGCCGCGGGGGCGCCGGGGAAGGGAGCAGUGUUAGUCGCGGUCGGUCACUUUGCGGCAGGGCCUUGCACUGUUUGACUUGUUCCUAGCUAUUUAUGUCAAUAAAUGAAGCGAGAGGCAGACAGA
This is a messenger RNA of Dromaius novaehollandiae (emu), 2693 nucleotides long. RefSeq names its product glycerophosphodiester phosphodiesterase domain containing 2 (gene GDPD2). Lineage: Eukaryota; Metazoa; Chordata; Aves; Casuariiformes; Dromaiidae. Gene Ontology annotation, molecular function: glycerophosphodiester phosphodiesterase activity. The transcript has 16 exons. Gene Ontology annotation, cellular component: plasma membrane. Bases 236 to 1861 code for a protein of 541 amino acids. Gene Ontology annotation, biological process: lipid metabolic process. The record is from RefSeq and is a predicted model, not a curated record.